Messenger RNA from Osmia lignaria (orchard mason bee), 1207 nucleotides. It is a transcript of the gene Dnali1, whose product is annotated as Putative inner dynein arm light chain, axonemal Dnali1. Gene Ontology annotation, cellular component: ciliary base; axoneme. Lineage: Eukaryota; Metazoa; Arthropoda; Insecta; Hymenoptera; Megachilidae. Gene Ontology annotation, molecular function: dynein heavy chain binding. The record is from RefSeq and is a predicted model, not a curated record.
AAUAAAUGUUUUGUUGUAUAAUUUGUUUUUGUUCAAUGAAUGUACUGUUACCUGGUAACAUCUGAUACAUCAAUAUUGCUAUGACAAUUAACAGUUCCAAAUCUUACGCCUAUGAUAAAAGUCAGUAAUCAGCCAGUUAUACAGUAUUUUUUGUUUCCUGUUAGUCAAGUGUGCAUAAUUAAAUAAUGGCAACAGGAAUAAAAGAUCGAAUGAUUCCUUCUAUGGAUACACUGGUCAAAUAUGACAAUCCAGUGUUAGUGACAACUCGUCCAGAAAAGGUACCUAAAGAACAAGCACCAAAAAUUGGAGCAACAGCUUGUAAAGUUCAAACUACUAUUCCUACAAUAGACACACGACAUGAAACUACUGAAAUUCUAAACAGGAUUAUACCACCUAAACAAUGGGAAGAUGAUGGUCAAACGUGGACUCAACAAGUAUCAAGUACACCAGCAACAAGAUUAGAUGUUAUUAAUUUGCAAGAACAACUUGAUAUGAAAUUGCAACAAAGACAAGCAAGAGAAACUGGUAUAUGUCCAAUACGUAGGGAACUUUACACACAGUGUUUUGACGAAAUAAUACGUCAGGUGACAGUAAAUUGUGCCGAGCGUGGUUUACUUUUACUUCGAGUUAGAGAUGAACUUAAAAUGACAUUAGCUGCAUAUCAGACUUUGUAUCAGAGCAGUAUUGCUUUUGGUAUGCGUAAAGCGCUCCAGGCUGAACAAGGGAAAGAAGAUUUGAUUGCUGCCGCAGAUGAGUUGCAAUUGCAAAAAGCUGAACUGGAGAAAACAGUUGCUGAAUUGAAACAGAAAUUUGAACAGGCUGAAAGGAGAUCAGCUGAAUUAAGGGAAGCUGAAGAAAAGAAAUAUACAGAAGAGAUCCAAUUCUUGAAAAAAACAAAUCAACAGUUAAAGACGCAAUUGGAAGGAAUUAUUGCACCAAAAAGAUAAGAUGAACAAAAAUGAUGAUUGCAGUGCUCACUUCUUUAAUUGUUAUACCUUUAAAUAUAAGAUUUUUAUAUUUAUAUUCUUCAAACAAAUUUGCAUGCACCUUCUGUUUACAGAUCCAUAUGUUGAAAGUUAUAAAACAUAUAUUAUUUAAUAGAAAACACAGAUAAAUAAAUAUAUAUUUAUUUGUCAACUUAGUACCAUAAAUAUUUAGUACUAAUCAUAUAAACAGCACUUUACUAAUUUAAUCUGACACAUUUAAG